AUGGACCGAGUACAGGCUUUUGGCAAGACUUUCAGUGCAAGCUUCACGCCCUUUGCGCAGCGCACCCAGCAAUUGAUCAAAGAGCAGCUGGGUCAGGUCGAGGACAAAACCCAGCUCCCCGAUGAAUACAUCGACCUGGAGAAGCGGGUGGAUGCGCUCAAGCUUGUCCACCAGAAGCUGCUCCAAGUGACCUCGCAAUACUCCAACGAAGCCUACGAUUACCCCCCUAACAUCCGCGAGUCUUUCAACGAUUUGGGUCGCACCAUCAACGAAAAGGUCAAUCUGCUUGCGCAGGCCAGCUCGCCCGCCGAGGCCCAGGCGGCUCUCACCGCGCCGCCCAGCGCCAAACCUCAGCCUAAGACCUUUAACCACGCGAUCGCUCGCGCCUCGCUUGCCGGGUCCCAGACAUUGUCGCAGAACAGCCACGGUGAUGAUCCCCUCGCGACUGCUUUGGAGAAGUAUGCUCUCGCUGAGGAGAGAGUCGGUGAGGCCCGUCUUGCGCAAGACGCCCAGAUUCAGUCGCGCUUCUUGGCUGGGUGGAACACGACACUGAACACCAACUUGAUGUUCGCGGCCAAGGCUCGCAAGAAUGUCGAGAACGCUCGUCUCACUCUGGACUCGAUCAAGGCCAGCAAGAAGGCCGCUGCCCAUGGCGAUCUGGAUAACUUGAGCGAGGAUGCCCGCCAGGAGAUUGAGCAGGCGGAAGACGAGUUUGUUGCUCAGACUGAAGAGGCCGUGAGCGUGAUGAAGAAUGUCCUCGAUACCCCUGAACCUCUGCGUAACCUUGCCGAUCUCAUUGCCGCGCAGCUGGAAUUCCACAAGAAGGCCUACGAGAUUUUGAGCGAACUUGCGCCCACCGUGGAUGCGCUCCAAGUUGAGCAGGAGGCCAGCUACCGCAAGAGCCGUGAGGGUGCGUGA
Penicillium diatomitis is the source of this 918-nucleotide messenger RNA. RefSeq names its product BAR domain-containing protein. The coding region runs from base 1 to 918 and encodes 305 amino acids. Gene Ontology annotation, molecular function: protein binding. Gene Ontology annotation, cellular component: cytoplasm. The record is from RefSeq and is a predicted model, not a curated record. The transcript is spliced from 5 exons. NCBI's taxonomy places the organism in Eukaryota, Fungi, Ascomycota, Eurotiomycetes, Eurotiales, Aspergillaceae.